Molecule: messenger RNA, 1529 nt
Organism: Lobosporangium transversale
Lineage: Eukaryota; Fungi; Mortierellomycota; Mortierellomycetes; Mortierellales; Mortierellaceae
Exons: 5
Coding region: 206-1366 (386 amino acids)
Source: RefSeq, a predicted model, not a curated record
GUUGAUUCUCUCUCUUUUCUUUUUCUCAACUCCUCUUCCACUCACUCUUACUACUCGCUCAUUCACUUCUCUCAAGCAACCUCAACAAACUUUACUUUCUGUUAAAGACAGCUUGUUCCACUAAGUUACUCUUGAUUCAGGGACCUUUUGUUAUUAUUUUCAGUAUUUUUUAUACCCUACUCUGUGUGACAAAGUACAGGCAAUCAUGGUCAAACUGCGCGUCAAAGUUGGAGGAACAUACACAGAUCUUGCAAUCAUCAAUUGCAAUGAUGAGUUCCAUCCUAUUGAGUUUGAUGCUCCAGAAUUCAAGGGUCGUGCCGUUGUGCGCAUCAAGGAUUUUGUUGGAAUCACAAAUGAUGGCUCCGAACCGAUCUACAACUCCGAAUACUUUAAAGGACGAAACCGCCGCUUCUCAAUUCAGGUUGAGGGACGAUUCAAGCGCGAGUGGGAUGGUCAGCAAGUCUACUUUGGAACAGAUUUUGAUCGUCCUGUAGAAUUGCCUGAUGGAUUCGAGAUGAUGCUGAAGGUUGCACGCUACAUUGAUCCUGUUGUCAAGGCGUCAUUUACCAAGGAUGGAAAGCCCUGGGUUCUCAGUCCGUUGGUUUCCUCCAUUAAUACAAUGUCUGCCUGGCGUCAUGGAGACGCCAAGCCUCCAUCACCACCACUUACACCUCGACCAUCUAUGGAUAUUUCACGAGCCUUCUCCAUGUCCGAGAACAGUGUGACCGGUGCAGUAUCAAGUGCUUGGGGCUUCUUGGGUAAAUUUAAACGCGGUAACCGUAGCUCAGUCAUGAGUAUUAGUAGUACAGCAUCCAACAAUGACAGCAACAAUGGCAGCAGCUACGGAAUCAGCCGAAGUGCAUCAUCCGAUCAGGUCGAUAAACUUCGUCAGAACAGCGGACAGACAUUGCCUGUACCAGUACCAAGCAUCACAUCUCCACCCACACCCCAGCCAGAGUCACUCUCCUCGUCCGCUAACUCUGCUGACUGGGAUGCUAACAAAGAGCUCAAGAAAAUCGCGGCAGCAGUGGAUGACAGUGAAUUGCCUCUUGGUGAAUGGCGUCAGCAUGUUGAGGAGGACACCACGUUCUUCCUCCCUGGUCAGGCUAGUCUUACCACUGCUCAACGCAGAAAAUACUUUCAGACGGAACAGAGCCGAAAGGACUUUACAUAUAACAAGGACCUUGUCUAUGGCUUUGAGUUCUUUUCGCCACACAUGGACUUUAACACGUUCGAUAUCCGUCUUGGCCUAAGCAUGAAUAUUCGCAAGUACCUGGCCGAACAACCUGUCAGAUACACCUGCAGGACAUUGGAUGGAAGUACUGUCUUCUGGGCAGUUCAGUUUGAGCUCGUGGAUGAUGAGUGAAAGACAUGAACAUUCAUGCUACACUCUCCACUUUUUUUUCGACUUCAUAUUUCCUUUCCUCUCCUCCUUUCUCUAACUUGUUGUUUUAUUAGCUACUCUAAUUGUUUGUUUGUACUAAAUUGCUGUGUUCAUCUUUUACUGCUCAUUGCAUUGUUGCCUAUCU